Maudiozyma saulgeensis is the source of this 1008-nucleotide messenger RNA. The record is from the annotation of a GenBank genome assembly. NCBI's taxonomy places the organism in Eukaryota, Fungi, Ascomycota, Saccharomycetes, Saccharomycetales, Saccharomycetaceae.
AUGUCAGCACUCAAGAAGAUCAAGUUAGAUAAAAUGGUUAAACAAAUUUGCACUCACUCCGGCUCUUUCCAUGCCGAUGAAUCUCUAGCAGUAUAUAUGUUAAGAUUAUUACCAGAAUAUAAGGAUGCUAAAGUUUGCAGAUCCAGAAACCCUGAGGAUUGGGAAGCUAGUGAUAUUGUUGUUGAUGUCAGUGCUAAGUAUGAUGGUGUGAAGUUUUUCGAUCACCAUCAGCGUGAAUUUACUGGUACUUUCUCUGAAAAAUAUCAUACAAAAUUGUCAAGUGCAGGUCUUGUAUUCAAACAUUUCGGUAGAGAUAUUAUCAAUCAAAUCCUAGGGUGUAAUGCUUCUAAAAAUGAUCUUGAUAUUCUUUAUGAAAAAGUUUACAAGAAUUUCGUCGAAGCUUUAGAUGCUAAUGAUAAUGGUAUUUCUCAAUACAACACUAAGGGUACUGAUAUCAAACCAAGAUUCAAUGAGAAGGCUACUACUAUCCCAGGUAUCAUUUCUGGUUUCAAUCCAAGUUGGAACGAGGAUAAUUCCAACGAUGUCUUUGACAAGAAUUUCCAAAAAGCAUCAAACUUUAUUGGUGAAAUCUUUGUAGAUCUAGUGAAAGGUUAUGGUUUAAGUUGGUUACCAGCCAAGACUUUAGUUAAGAAAGCUGUCGAGUCCCGUCUGGAUGUCGAUGCAUCUGGUAAGAUUUUAUUAUUUGAUCAAUUCUGUCCAUGGAAAGAACAUCUUUACGAGAUUGAAAAAGAAUUAAAAAUUGAAGGUCAAAUUCAAUUUGUUCUAUUUGUCGAUUCUUCUGCUACUUGGAGAAUAUCUACUGUACCAGUAUCAUCUGGUUCUUUCGAAUUCAGAAAGGGUUUACCAGAAGAAUUAAGAGGGUUAAGAGAUGAUGCUCUAAGUGAAAAGAGUGGUGUGCCUGGUUGUAUUUUCAUCCAUACUGCUGGUUUCAUUGGUGGUGCUAAGACCAAAGAAUCUGUCCUCCAACUAGCUAGAAUGUCUCUAUAG